Chelonoidis abingdonii (Abingdon island giant tortoise) is the source of this 5800-nucleotide messenger RNA. RefSeq names its product potassium two pore domain channel subfamily K member 5 (gene KCNK5). Gene Ontology annotation, molecular function: outward rectifier potassium channel activity; potassium ion leak channel activity. NCBI's taxonomy places the organism in Eukaryota, Metazoa, Chordata, Testudines, Testudinidae. Gene Ontology annotation, cellular component: plasma membrane. The record is from RefSeq and is a predicted model, not a curated record. Gene Ontology annotation, biological process: potassium ion transmembrane transport; stabilization of membrane potential.
CGUCUCAGUCACUCUCCAGAGAGAGCCCAAGGCUGCUGUUCCCUUCCUUGCGCCCCGCCAAGGCAUUGCCAGCGCCCUGUCCCCGAGCCGCCCCCUCCAGCACCAUGGUAGACAGGGGCCCCUUGCUGACUUCUGCUAUCAUCUUCUACCUGUCCAUUGGGGCAGCUAUCUUUGAAGUCCUGGAGGAGCCGAACUGGCAAGCAGCGACCGAAGAGUACAAGGACACGAAAACUGAGCUGCUCAAGGAGUUUCCCUGCCUGAGCCAGGAGGGGCUGGAGAAGAUCCUGCAGGUGGUGUCAGAUGCUGCUGGGCAAGGGGUUGCUAUCACUGGGAACAACACCUUCAACAACUGGAAUUGGCCUAAUGCUGUCAUCUUUGCUGCUACAGUAAUCACAACAAUCGGCUAUGGAAAUGUUGCUCCUAAAACACCCCCUGGACGCGUCUUCUGCAUAUUUUAUGGGCUUUUUGGAGUUCCUCUCUGCUUGACAUGGAUCAGUGCUUUGGGGAAGUUCUUUGGUGGGCGUGCCAAGAGGCUGGGCCAGUUCCUAACAAAGCGAGGAGUAAGCCUGCGAAAGGCACAAAUUACAUGCACAGCUAUUUUCAUUGUCUGGGGAGUCUUAGUCCAUCUGGUCAUUCCUCCCUUUAUCUUUAUGGUGACUGAAGGCUGGGACUACAUUGAAGGUCUCUAUUUCUCAUUCAUCACAAUCACCACUAUAGGAUUUGGAGACUUCGUUGCUGGUGUAAACCCGGACGUGAACUACCAUGUCCUUUACAGAUAUUUUGUGGAGUUAUGGAUCUACCUGGGCCUAGCUUGGCUUUCACUCUUUGUCAAUUGGAAGGUCAGUAUGUUUGUGGAAGUCCACAAAGCAAUCAAGAAACGGAGGAAAAAAAGGAAAGAGUCCUUUGAAAAUCACUCUCCCUCUAAAAAAGCCCAUCAGAUGGGCAGCUCCAAGGAUGUGAACAUCUUCAGCUUCCUUUCCAAGAAGGAAGAGACAUACAAUGAUCUCAUCAAGCAGAUUGGGAAGAAGGCUCUGAAGACAAGCAAUGACAAAAUGAUUAAAGCAGAAAAUGCCAAACCAAAUAUCCAGAAUGCCAACAAGGAUGCCCUGGUGACAUACACAAAGAGCAAAUCAUUCGAUUAUGACAGUGUUUCCCUAGGACUCAAAAACGGUCACAUCAUGAGGCACCUAAAUGACAAACGCAUUGGAGACAGCCCCCUGGAGGGCACCGUGUUUAUAAACCAGCUGGACCGGAUCAGCGAGGAAGAAGGGGAAGUUUGGGACUCCAGGGAUUACCGACCCUUAAUCUUUGAGAGUGCCAAUAUAAAUUUUGUAAAUGAGGAAGAAGACGAUGAGGAAGACCUUUCAGAUGAUGAGGAAACUUCAAAGUCCUCCAUGGAUGACAAUCUUGCAGAGGAACCUGAGACUCCCAAAAAACUGGUGAAUUUCCCAUCCUCUGAUGAAUCUACCUUUACCAGUAAUGAGUCGGAGAUUUCUGUGCCUUAUGAACAACUGAUGAAUGUAUACAACACAGUAAACAAUGUAACAGCUACAACAUGAAGCAGCACACAUUUUGGCAAUGGUUUUUUGAAGGUGGUUAAUACUGUCUAUUCAAAAUUUAUGCAGGAGGAAGGCAGAUUUAUUGCUAGCACCUCCUGUCUCUAACACCCAAACCAAAAAUCUCCUAUGUCUUAAUAUCAUCAACAGUUGUUUGCUUUUUGGAGUCCAAUCAACUUUGCUUGUCUACGUUAGAACAGUUGCAAGAUGACAAUUUAAAGCUUGAGGCAUCCUGCUGCUUCUUGGGACUCUAGUUCUUGAAGAAAGUGGGAGGAAAUGACUAACGCUGUUACACUGGACCUAUUUUUUUUUUUAAUUUUGCUUUUCAUGGGAGAAUUCAUUUGGGUGUAAAACUGUACAGUUGCAGACAAACUGGUUUAGGCACAUAGAACAUGUUAGAUUACUGCACUAGCCUCUCACCUCUGGAAAGCUGGAUUCAAGUCCUGCCUAGUUCACAAGUGAAAACAAGUGUGAGGUCUUAUCCUAGCGAUACAACACCAACUUGCUACCACUAGAUGUGGGAUAACUGGUAGUCUCUCUCCAAGAGAAGCUUGGGAUUGGAAUAGCAGGAUGUACUUAAGAUCAGAGUUGAGGUGCAUUGGCAGAGGUGAGUAAAAAAGCUUCAGAGCUACCAUGGUGUUUGUCUUGGUUAUGCCAGUGCUAUUAGUAAAUGGUGAGCAGUGAAUUUAUGAACAAAAAUAUUAAAUUAAAAAAGCACCAAAGGAACUGACUUAAAGAGAGCCUGCUUAGCAAACAAGAACCUACCUGGGGUGAAAUCAUCCUUAGGGACAUGAAAAGCACUUGUGGCUAAAGUUCACUGUGUCCAGCAGCCAAGACCUGUGCAAGAAGAAGGUGGGGGGGAAAGCCACCGUGAUCAAAAUAAAGAGGAGCACAAAGGAUAUGACAGACUUUUUACAUGGAAAGUGUCCUUCCACUGUCCAUAUUUUAGAGAAAAUACUUGAAUACACUUUGUCUGUACAGAUGAAGUUUUAGUUAAACUGUCCUUUUGAGUAAAAUCACCUUUUGGGUAUCAAAUCCUAUCUGAAUGUUGCAAUGCCUGUCAAAGGGACCUGAAGAGCUGUUACAGAAACCCGUACGGUAUGAUCACUAUCUCUGGUUCAGAAACUCUUGCUGUACCUCCCCAACUUGAUACUUCAGAUUAGACUUGAAGUUGAGAUGGUUUUAAAAACAGUCACAUUUUGAAAGUUUUUUUUAAAGCAUGACCCACUUGGGUAUUCAGUGGUUAUUCUACCCCACUUCCAAGAAGGUUGUGUAAUCGUAGACAUGGGUAAAAUUUUCAGAAGUGCCACUGAACUUAGGGAUUGUCUACUCAGAGGAUUAGUGCGCAAGAGAUAAGAAUGUGAAUCGACAGUGCGCUAGUUUGCUGCAUGCUAACUGGCCAUGUGGACCCUGCUACCAUGCACUAAAAUCUCGUUAGUGUGCUUUGACAUAUUCCCAUAUGAAAGCAUACUGUGUAACUUUUAGUGUUGUGGCAGGGUCCAUUUGGCCAGUUAGUGUGUACCAAGCGAGUGCACUGUAGAUUUUAUACCCUGGCUUGCUUCAUGCUAACUGUCUGUGUAGACAAGCCCUUAGGAGUCUGAGUCACUUGGGCUCCUAAGUUACUUGGGCAUAUCUUAAAAUUUUAUUUCUUGCCUCUAAUUAGAGCUUUUGAUUGGUGUUGGGGCACAUGGGCUGUUUUUUAAAAAUGUUAACUCAGAUGUUUUGAGUAAAAAGAAAACAGUAAUAUAUUUUUCUUCCCUUUUUUAAAAAAAAGAUAUCCAUGUAUACACCAUGUAAAACUCUUUCAAAUGAGCUCUUAAUUACAUGUUGGCAAGAGGUGCUGCUACUCUGAAGAGUGGGGACACUGUGGAGGAGGGUGUGCUGAGGGAGGGGAAAGGACAGUGUCCCAGUAUCCAAAGUGUUUUUAGAACAUAGAAUUGUCAAGACCUUUGGACUUAAAAUGGCAAGCUUUUGUUUUUGUUUUACAGUAUCUAAAUCAUUCCAAGAUGCCCUAGAAAUGUUGAAAGUUCAGAGAACAGUUAAAACUGAAAUAUAUGGAUUUGGGAAGGAGAGGGGUAAAUAUUGCUGCCUCUAGAACUCGAUGAGAAGGAUUGUGUGGAAUUUUAUAAUACUAAUCUUGAAUGACUAAAUGUACUAAUAACUGUAAAUAUUGCCGCUGCUUGAAUCAUGGGUGUCUCCUUACACAUUAGGAGGAGAAACUGUGGGAACCCAGCACUCCAGUUAGAUAUCAUAUUGACAAGAAGUUCUGAAGCCACCUACUGUAAAACAAGGAAUAUCUGUUUUGAUUGCUGUAUGGAAACUUGCAUUAUGUUCAUGAAGGUGUGUAACCUAAUUGUAACAAAGGGCAAGAUCCUGCGCUGUUAAAAAUGUUGGCAAAAUGUGGAAUUAACUUUAUUGGUUGUAGCGGUUAUUCCACCUUUACAAUAUUAUAGCUGAAGAGAGACUCUAACUCAAAGUGUAAUUUCAUACUUUUAUUGCUUUUGGAGUCUUGGUGACUAGGUGACCAGAUUUGCAACAGGCUGGAAUGAAUGAGUGUCUGUGCUAGAAAGGUUUUGAUGAGUUCUAAUAAGGUUUUCUUUUCACAGCCUUUCAUCAUGAUUCCAAGCCCCUCAGGUAUGCCUCCUUGUGUAGAGGGUUUUGGGUGAUAACUAUUUCUUGAUGCCACUGUUUUUGGGGGGGUUUUUCUUCAACCAUAAGAAAUGGGAGGCAGUGCUCCAUUUAUAGAGGUGUGACUUUUACUGUGGCAGGUCUAAUAUUCUCAUUAAAGAAAUGCACAUCACUUAAACAAAACAAAACACUCCAAAAAACUACUCUUGUUCGCCAGCUUGUCUUCCAUUGUUGACACACAGAUCAAAGUUUUAGUGACAGUUAAUGCAGUGUUAGGGUAAGGCAGAAAGGCACACUGAAAAAGAUGGAGAAAGUAAGUCCAGCUUGGUAUUCUCUUUUAAGCAGAGAAGAGGAGCAUCCAAAGUGUGGUCCAUGAAGCUUUAGAAUGUGGCUUCUCUUUAAUACAGAAAUUACAUGACCCAGACACUUCUCUUGGCUGCUCUGACUGAGAUGGAAUGUUGCACGAUCUCCAUAUCAAACUGCAGCUAUUUCUUUAAAGAUGUGGAGGGAUGUAAUCUGUUUCAUGUUAUCAAGUUAGGUGCAGCUCUCUGCCUUCUGCCAAGCUGCUGACGUGGCCCUAAGUUGGACCUUCCCAACAUACAAUAUAAAAGUCUACAUUAUAAACACCAUAGAUGUUCAGGUACUGAUUAACUUUCCUGGAACUAAGUGCAGAAUUCUUUUUUUGAGACAAAAACACAUCUCACUCAAGACAACCCACCCAUGUGCCUUACUGUAACGCUACUGGGCAAAAUUCACCUCUUUGCAGUGGGCCAGCACAAGGGCUGUGCAGCACUUAAAUCCUGCUUUGCACCCGAAGAUUAAUUGGGAUUUAAUUGGUACAUUGCAGAGGGCCAGCACAAAACCAAAGAGGUGAUUUCCUCUUCCACCGCCAGUAUUUUUCAGAUCUGGUGCCAUCUCAGAAUUGCUUGAGUUCUAAGCCAACCAGCCCCCUUUGUCCACCCGUCUUCCACAUUUUAAGAAAAGCAGCAACCUGGGGUGGUCUUGCCCUUUGAUUCUCAUGUAAUGAAUCAGAAGUGUGUCCAGUAUUUUAGCUCUUCAACAUAAAAGUGCCUAUAGCUAGUUUCAGUUCCCAGAUGCUGCUUGGGGAAAAUUUUUGUAUAAUGUGAAGUAGUUCAAGGAAACUUAAGUUUACUGUUUGCCACCAUUUAGAAUUUCACUGGGGUUUGUGAACUGGGGCUGUGGUUUAUUCCUCAAUAAUUUAAGUUUUAUAGGUGGGAUUAUGUGGGCCGGCUGCGAACUUUAAUAAAAAAACAAAUUUAUGGCAGAUAUAGACGUGGGGGUGAGGAGAAGAGAAUCCUUCCAGCUGCUAACCUAUUUCCAGCCACUUCUGGGCCAUUAAAUCUGAGCGUGGUUUCCCCUUUCGUGCCUGAUUUCCAUUUGCCAAGAUGAUCCAAUGUUGUAAAAGGCAUUGGCGGUUGCAACCAGGUCUUUAUGUUGUGUUUUAAAAUGUUGUUCCUACAUCCAAAUUAAAAAGACAAGGUGGCCUCAUCUUCUACUUUGCUCUCCCCUCUGUCUUAUGCCAAUUAAACUGGCUUGAGGGUGACUAAAUGGGCUUCAGUGGUGUGUGUGUGUGUGUGUGUUUUGUGGCAGGCAGA